Messenger RNA from Ipomoea nil (Japanese morning glory), 441 nucleotides. Its product is annotated as zinc transporter 11-like. The transcript has a single exon. Gene Ontology annotation, biological process: zinc ion transmembrane transport. The record is from RefSeq and is a predicted model, not a curated record. Gene Ontology annotation, cellular component: membrane. Lineage: Eukaryota; Viridiplantae; Streptophyta; Magnoliopsida; Solanales; Convolvulaceae. The annotation marks the transcript as partial. Gene Ontology annotation, molecular function: zinc ion transmembrane transporter activity.
AUCGCCAUUGGAGUUGCAGGAGACGCCAAAACUGUUAAUGAUUGGAAGAAUGUUGUGAUGACAAUCUGCUUCCAGAAAAUAUUUGGCGCAAUUGCAAUGGGAAUAGCAGUGCUGAGAAUGAUCCCGCCGGAUCGCCACCUCUCGUCCACCAUAGCUUAUGCAUUUGCAUUUGCCAUUGCCAGUCCAGUUGGCGUUUCCAUUGGGAUUGUGAUCCACGCCACAACUCAAGGUUCUGUUGCGGACUGGAUUUACUCAAUCUCAAUGGGCCUUGCCAAAGGUUCUUUCAUAUACAUUUCCCAUAACCAUCUGCUCUCCAAGGGUUACGGGCCUCAGCCGCCGGUGGCCGUGGAAAAGCCUUAUCAUAAGUUCCUGGCCCUUCUUCUUGGCAUCGGAGUCAUUGCACUUGCAAACAUCUCAUCUCAUCUGCGCCCAGAAAUCUAA